Messenger RNA from Aureobasidium pullulans EXF-150, 606 nucleotides. RefSeq lists its product as uncharacterized. The record is from RefSeq and is a predicted model, not a curated record. Bases 99 to 572 code for a protein of 157 amino acids. The transcript has a single exon. NCBI's taxonomy places the organism in Eukaryota, Fungi, Ascomycota, Dothideomycetes, Dothideales, Saccotheciaceae.
GAGAGAUGAAAAGCGAAUGAUGCCUUGCCUUGUCUUGCCUUACGCCAGCCAUUCAUUCCCGAUACCGUAGGUUGUGCUUCUCCUUGUUCCCUCCAGAAAUGCAAACAAUGCUUUCUUAUCCACAACAAAAGAGAUCAAUCCAGCGAGGGUUGAGAAUGUGUAUGAGGUCUCGAUGUUCUUUUCGCGAGUACAUUCCUCCUUUCUUAUUCAUCCUUUCCAACGGAGGUGCCUUUCAUCUUUUUGACCAGUUCCAAACAGGGGAGAAAAACAUAGAAAAAUGGGGUCGUGAACGUUUUCUUGUCGUUAUAAAUGGGGUCGCCCGACGGUUCAUGUAUGGCCGCUUUUGCAGCGUUCGGGCGAAAUUUGGUAAUCAUGCGUGGAAUCUGCGUCUCGAAUGUGCCUGUCUCCAUGCGUGCUCGCACAUUUCGAGGAACAGGUCCCUGGGUCGGAUGCUGGUGAGGUUUGGGAACAGAAAGAUUUGGAUUCGAACGCCGAGACUGCUUGUGUGCCCUAUGUCAGUGGAUGAAGGAAUUUCCUUGCAUUUGAACCACGACAUGAAUUGGGCGAAGUGACAGCAUGAUGCAAUGUGAUUGUCCAUGCUUGUGA